Molecule: messenger RNA, 3310 nt
Organism: Sabethes cyaneus
Lineage: Eukaryota; Metazoa; Arthropoda; Insecta; Diptera; Culicidae
Gene: GCS2alpha
Product: neutral alpha-glucosidase AB
Exons: 5
Coding region: 198-2990 (930 amino acids)
Biological process (GO): carbohydrate metabolic process; N-glycan processing
Molecular function (GO): alpha-glucosidase activity; carbohydrate binding
Source: RefSeq, a predicted model, not a curated record
CUCGGGUAAGGUCAUUUUGUUUUCCAAUUUUUCUCAGCCAGGACAGCCAUUGGAUUGCGUGGUUUGUCCGCAGUGGAAAGUUUUUCUGGUGUCAGAAACCGGCUUUUUCAACGUACAAAACGAAGGUGUUUACGUAAGAUCCGUAAGUUGAGGGGAAAAGCCCGGAGGGCCCAAACCUACAGGAGUUCUAGAAGAAUAUGACGACUGGAAGCGGCUGGCUUGCGCUAGUCGCAUUUAUCUUCAUCGGUUGUUUCGACCGGACUGCGAGUGUCGACAGAAAUAAUUUCAAGACAUGCGAUCAGAGCAGCUUUUGUCGCCGUUUGCGACAGUCCGAGUCGGAAGUGAGCAGAUUCGAGAUACUUCCGGAAACUUUGCAGACCUAUAAACAAUACAUUCUGGUUGAUUUGCAACACACGGAAACCAAACACUUAUAUGUGCUUAAGUUAGCUGCCGUUAAAGGUGGACUGUUUCAUUUCCAAAUCGAUGAAAAGAGUCCACUGAGCGCUCGUUAUCGAGUCACGGAUGCACUUAGCAAAGAACCGGAUUAUGUCGCUCUAAAGGUUGAAGCAAGUUCAGGUACAGAAAUUACCAUCUCGUCGGAAGGAGGCUUGAGCAAAGCAAUAGUGAAGGUUGCUCCCUUUAGGAUUGAGUUCUACCGAGAGAACACUCUUGUUCUUGUGGCUAACUCGAAAGGUCUCAUGAAAUUUGAACACCUACGGCGGAAGGAGCUAAAACCGGCAGAGCAAACGGCUGAUAAUGACGGGCAGGAUGCUGCAGAAAAUGCAGUUGAAGAACCGAAGGAAGAUCCCGGUGCUUGGGAAGAAAAUUUCAAAUCUCACCACGACUCGAAACCCAAAGGACCGGAAGCACUGUCAAUGGAUUUCAGCUUUCCUCAAGGCAAAGUGCUGUACGGCAUCCCAGAGCAUGCGGAUUCUUUCGCAUUGAAGCACACUGCUGGCGGUAAAAGUGAUCCGUACCGGCUCUAUAAUUUGGAUGUUUUUGAGUACGAAUUGGAUAAUGGAAUGGCCCUAUACGGUGCGGUACCGGUUAUCUACAGCACUGGUCCCGGAAGCACGACCGGAGUGUACUGGCAGAAUGCUGCUGAAACGUGGGUAGACAUUUUCGUUCCGGAACAAGAGAAGAACGUAAUGUCCUCGAUUGUCAAUUUUGUGUCACGCUCAACUCAGGAAGAUCCACCUGCCGCGAACUUCAUUUCGGAGAGCGGCAUUAUUGAUGUGUUUGUACUGACGGGUCCUUCGCCACUGGAUGCCUUCCGCCAAUAUACGGAUCUGACCGGAAAAGCUCCACUUCCACAGCUGUAUGCGAUAGCCUAUCACCAGUGCCGAUGGAAUUACAAUGACGAACAGGAUGUAACUUCGGUUUCGGCUAAAUUCGACGAGCAUGACAUUCCAAUGGACACGAUGUGGUUGGAUAUUGAGUAUACCGACGGUAAGAAAUACUUCACUUGGGAUCACCACAAGUUUCCGCAUCCAUUGGAGAUGAUCCGGAACUUAACGGAACGUGGCCGCCAUCUGACUAUUAUUAUCGAUCCUCAUAUCAAACGCGACGGAAGUUAUUUCUUCCACAACGAUUGUACCGAUCGUGGCUAUUACGUAAAGAACAAGGACGGAAACGUGUACGAAGGUUGGUGCUGGCCUGGAUCGGCCAGCUAUGCGGACUUUUUCGAUCCGGCGGUGCGUAAAUACUACGCUGACCAGUAUCUGUUGGAAAAUUUCAAGGAAUCCACUGCCGAAGUCGGCAUUUGGAACGACAUGAACGAACCGUCGGUUUUCAACGGACCGGAAGUUACCAUGCUAAAGGAUAACCUUCAUCAUGGUGGCUGGGAACAUCGUGACGUGCACAAUCUCUACGGCCAUAUGCACAUAAUGGCAACCUACGACGGAUUGAUUCGUCGUAGUGAAGGAGCUCUGCGUCCGUUCAUUUUGACUCGCUCGCACUUUGCGGGUAGUCAAAGAUACGCAGCUGUUUGGACUGGUGACAAUAUGGCAGAAUGGGGUCACCUGCAGGCAUCCAUUAAAAUGUGCUUGUCACUUGCGGUGGCCGGCGUCAGCUUCUGCGGUGCUGAUGUCGGAGGAUUUUUCGGAAAUCCCGACGGUGAACUAUUUUAUCGCUGGUACCAAGUUGGUGCUUUCCAGCCGUUCUUCCGUUCACACGCUCAUAUUGACACGAAACGUCGUGAGCCUUGGCUGUUUCCGGAGGAUGUUAAGCUGGUGAUUCGGGAUGCUAUUCGCAAACGCUACCGACUGCUUCCGCUUUGGUACACCAUGUUCUACGAACAUGAGCGCUCCGGUUUACCCAUCAUGCAGCCAAUGCUGGCACAUUAUCCAUCAGAUGUGAAGUGCUACACCCUCGACAGUCAGUAUAUGCUUUCGGACAAGCUGCUGGUAGCUCCGGUGUUGAAGGCUGGCCAAACGAAAGUGGAUGUGUAUGUCCCCGCCAAAGAAAGCGGAGAGUCGGAUUUGUGGUAUGAUGUAGACAACUAUCGCAAAUUCUCGUCAACUGGUUUCGAAUCGAUUUCCGCGGAUAGCUAUAAGCUUCCGGUAUUUCAACGCGGUGGCUCUAUUGUUCCUCGCAAGGAGAGGGUUCGUCGCGCAGCGACUUUAAUGAAAGAUGAUCCCUACACACUGGUUGUUGCCCUAGACCGGCAUGGAGCUGCUAAAGGCACCCUUUAUAUUGAUGACGAAACAAGCUUCGAGUAUCGCUCGGGAAAAUAUCUAUAUUUAGAGUUCGAGCUGAAAGAUAACGUCCUCAGCAGCAGAAAAAUCGACGAAACCGCUAGUUACGCUACAAAGAGCUGGCUAGAGCGAGUGGUAUUGGUCGGUCUAUCUAAGGUACCUAAAUCGGCCACAUUACACCAAUCGAACGGAGAUUCGUCAACGCUGUCCGUUUAUGCCGAGGAUGGGGCCGUUGUCGUUCGUAAACCCGCCGUCUCCAUGCUUGAUAGCUGGUCGAUCAAGCUGAAUUACUAAACUGUUGCGGUGUAGUGUGGAUUUGCUCACGGCGGCUCUAACGGAGCCGGUGAGAUUGACAUUUUUUCCGCACUGACUGAUCAUGAUCAUUCAAACGCAUCCCGUUAGGAAUACGUAGCAAAAACAACCCCCUUCUGUUUCCUUCAGUGUAGCAUUAUAUUUCAAUUAGAAUUACAAAGUGAUAUAGUACGAUAGUAGGAGGCUUUAACUGCAUAUUUGAAAGAACUAGACAAAUACGAUUCAAACACCUGCCCUGGAAAGGAUGAUUCGAAAUUUUUGAUUUUUAAGCCGAUAUGAUAAUAGAGCAGAUUAAAGCGUUA